This is a messenger RNA of Endocarpon pusillum Z07020, 2040 nucleotides long. RefSeq lists its product as uncharacterized. Lineage: Eukaryota; Fungi; Ascomycota; Eurotiomycetes; Verrucariales; Verrucariaceae. The transcript has 2 exons. The record is from RefSeq and is a predicted model, not a curated record. Bases 1 to 2040 code for a protein of 679 amino acids.
AUGAACCAUAUGAAGCAGCAAAGGCCUCGGUUGGCUGAAGACUCAGAUGGUGAGUACAAUCUCCGAAGAAGCAAGCGCAACUCGGUCGGAGAGAGCUCAAUCCAUUCGCAAAACAACACGCUGGCUGAGUCGAGCAGCUCGCGAAGCCGGUCUGAGCCUUUGAAUAUGGUGAGUUCGGUCCAAGCAAACAGCGAUAUCAGAGAGAACGAUUCCGUACUCAAUAUGGCCAAAACUCGUCGCCUGAGUGUUGAAAGUGGCAAAGCUUACCAGUCACUCCACGGAUCAUAUCCCAAAUCUUCGGUGGACAUGAAUGCACCCUCCACUAACAGCAUGAAAAUGAAGGAUCUCUCCAAUCACCUGGAUGGCAAAAGCGUGGAGAAAAAAACGCGGACUGAGGUUUUGCCAGACGACUCAAUGACUAUUGUCGUCCUAAAGAAAGCCAAAAAGCGGCUUACCGAGCAAGCCCGCGAACUCAGGAACGAGAACAAGGAAUACAAGGCAACAAUUGAAGCCUUAGAAGAGGAUAUAGAGCUCCUACAGAACGACCGAGGAGAACGCGAGGCCAGAUUUCAAGAGGCCCAGGAGGACGCUCUUAAACUGUUGAAGAGAGAUGCGAUCGAUGCAUUGCCGGAUGAUCGGGUGCAGGAAGAACUCAAGAUCAUCUUUGACAGGUGCAGACGGUGGACGAAAAAACACGCCGGGACUCUUCCUGUGGACCGUGAAGGAAUCAAGGAAUCAAUCCGAGUCAUGCUUCACGGAAAAAAUGACAGAAAGUCUGCAUCCACUGAAGGUCUGCAUGCUGCGUUGGACGGGGUAAUUAACAUACGGCACGUCAUAACAGCAAUGCUAACACGCCACCUUAUUUUCAACUUCUUCCAUCGACCCUUUUUCUACCUUCAGAAUUGUAAACAGGGAGGCCUUCAGAAAAGCACGGAGAAACAACUCCUCCACGUGCAAAAAAUGGGCACCAACAGUGGAGAGAAGAUGCAGCAUCAAUGGCGUGCUAUGACAACGCGUAUGAUUAGCGCAAACACGGGCGAUAUCACAGAACAGGGUACCAGCACCGCCCCCACACUUAUUCAGAGUUUGAAGAACGAUGCGUAUGCAACGUUUGCGGAUCAGGUUGUCACCACCUGCAAGGCGCUGUUGCGGGACAUCGACGAUGAAGAGGCCACUGUGAGACGCGCUGAGCUAAGGGGUCUAUUUGAACGUGCCGGGAAUCUAGCUUGCCAUCUGCAUGGCCAGCAUGUCAAGAUACAGGUCCUGCUCUCACCUCAAGAAAUUGGAAAUUUCCAUGUGAAUUCCAAGAUUAUGGAAGCCCACACCACCAUGGACAUCGAGGAGGACGAUCAUAGUUGGGAUGGUAAACCGAUCGACCUUGUUAUGCAUCCUGGUCUGUUAGCCUAUGGUAAUGAAUGCGGCGAGAACUAUGAUCAAUUCAAGGUGUGGUCAAAAGCAGUGGUAUGGAUGCACAAGCAGCAAGUCAAGUCUCGGGCCAUGGGACGAAUAUCAGACAAAGCUAAGCCUUUAGGUGGCCCCCCUAUUGAAAGGAUCGCUUCAGAUCCGAGAACAGCCGUACUCAUUAUCGACGACGAUAACGGGCAAGUCACGAAACAUAUAUCGGAAGGAAGUGGUGAGUUGGCAGAAGGAAGAGGGAAGAGACGACAACCCAUGGGAGAUGACCACACCAAGCAGCAAUCCACCAGCACAAGUGGGCAAUUCGAAAAACAAAAACACACUGGCACCCUCCCAGGUCCUCAAAGCAGUUCGAAAACCGGUACCACGCAACCAAAACACCAACCAUUCAUAUCAGAAAAUGAGGAAUCGUCCAAGACGAAAAGUGGGAGCAACACUCCGAGAAAGCAGGCCAAACCCUCGGACACUGAUCUCAAGCCUCAAAACAAGAAGCCAGCCAAAGAAGCAACAGGCAAAGAUACUAAAACCAGUAUCGAGAAAGGGGUAUCCUCAGGGAAGCGGAGUUGGAGCAACGAUGAAUAUUCACCUGGUGUUGAAACUCGGCCAAAGAAGCGUGCUUGCUAG